CCCCCCUGUGUAGCUACUGUGGGGCGUUUGGGCAGAUCUCCUUUCUGCACCCUGCGGCGCUACUACGGGGCAUUUGGGUCGGUCCCCGCCCCGCUUCUUUGCAAAGUCUUACUCCUCCUGAAGCAAAGUGGGCGCGGCUCCCGGGCAAAACCCGGUGCGCGUGGUUUGAAAGGGAGGCCCGGCUCGGGAACGCCUUCCCCGGGGCGCCCUUAAGGAAGGCCCGGCCUCCCGGCCCGGCUCCUCCCCCUGAUUCCCCGCCCCCCGCCGCUUCCCGGUUUAUCUGCCGGGCCGGGGCGCCGCUGGGCCGUCGGCGGUUCCUGGAAGGCUCCGUCCGCCUCCCUCUCCCAUGUGGCUGCCCCCCAGAUGCCCCGCAGCGGCCGCCUCUUGGGCAGCGCGCGUCGCCUGGCGAGGCUACUGCGCCCGCUCCGCCCAGCGCCGGGGGCUGCUCUUCCGACAGCUCUUUGAAGCAGAAAGCUUCACUUACACUUACUUGCUGGCAGAUGCAAAGACCAAGGAGGCAGUUCUGAUCGACCCAGUUCUGGAGACGGCCCGGAGAGAUACGGCACUUGUGAAGCAGCUGGGACUUAAUUUACUGUAUGCAGUCAACACUCAUUGCCAUGCUGACCACAUCACAGGCACCGGGCUUCUGAAACAGCUGUUACCUGGAUGUCGGAGCGUCAUCUCCCGGCACAGCGGAGCCUCGGCAGAUGUCCUAAUUGGGGACGGACACACCCUGCAGUUUGGGGGAAUGGCCUUGGAAGCUCACUCCACCCCCGGGCACACUGACGGCUGCCUGACGUACGUGCUGAACGACAAGAGCAUGGCCUUCACGGGGGACGCCUUGCUGAUACGGGGCUGUGGGCGGACUGACUUCCAGCAGGGCUCCCCGGAAUCUUUGUACCGUUCUGUCCAUGAGAAGAUCUUUUCGCUGCCCGGAGACUGCCUGGUCUACCCUGCCCAUGAUUACACUGGCCAGACGGUCUCCACGGUGGAGGAAGAGAGAGCCCUGAAUCCUCGCCUCACUCUGCCUCUGGAGGCCUUUGUGGAGCUGAUGAACAAUCUAAAUCUGCCUAAGCCAAAGCAGAUUGAUUUUGCAGUACCUGCAAACCUCAGGUGUGGGAUCCAAGACGCAGCAGUUUAGCAACUGCAUUCCGAGCCAGGCCAGUUUCCGGGCCCCCUAAAGCAAAACGGGGGCCUCUGUAGCACAAAGAAGACAACGUGCUUCUCUGGGAGGGAAAAGAAUCCCUUCGACUCCUGACUUCCCGUUGUGGAAUCUAUAUGAAGAAUUUUAAUUGGCCUACCUGCUCCCCCUCCUGGUACUCACUGGUACUUCAUUUUGUACUUGCUAGGAGUUUAUAGCCCCACCUCAAAUCCCCUGGAUGCACUUUUCAAGUUUGCACUGCCUCCCUCUCACCCCUGGAGAUCUUCCAGCCCUACUUCCCUGUCCUGGAUUAGAUCAGAAGGCCAAAGGGUUUUGUACUGUGAAUUUUUGAAACUGGGGAGGAAAAGUGGGCCAAGAGACGCUGUCUGUGGAAGGUUUUCCUGUCAUAAAAUAAAAUGCACGUGUUGGUA
Sphaerodactylus townsendi is the source of this 1572-nucleotide messenger RNA. It is a transcript of the gene ETHE1, whose product is annotated as ETHE1 persulfide dioxygenase. NCBI's taxonomy places the organism in Eukaryota, Metazoa, Chordata, Lepidosauria, Squamata, Sphaerodactylidae. The record is from RefSeq and is a predicted model, not a curated record. Gene Ontology annotation, biological process: glutathione metabolic process; hydrogen sulfide metabolic process. Gene Ontology annotation, molecular function: sulfur dioxygenase activity. The coding region runs from base 347 to 1141 and encodes 264 amino acids. The transcript has 7 exons.